UCAUUUAAUGUUAUAUAGUUUAUAGUGCACUUGUUUUAACAUCUUGAUUGAAAUGUUGAAUGCACUAAAACAAGAAAUCAAAACUAAUUCGCCUUAUACGCACAGUGUCCCAUACCUUAAACCCUACUUAAUGUUAAAUGCUUUUUUAGUUUGUUCAUUGUUGACGUGACUACGCUAUUGCAUAAAUAUUUUUAGAUAUAAUGUAAACUUUUCUAAGGGAAUGAGGACUUUGUACCAUUUUUUUAAUUAUUUUGGAAAGGUGACAGGUGCUAGUUAACAUAAUUUCUAAUAAUUAUGGAAAAUCAGAGUCACCAAGGCGAAGCUUACCAAACGUAUCAAUCUUUUUGGAAAAAGAAUACUCGUGCUGUUCCAGGCAGACCAAGUCCCAAACAAGAUGGUAAGCUUGGUAAAAUAGGUAGUACUACACUGAUGUCUGGCAGUUCAGCUAAUAUAAUAUCUACAAGUGGUGGAGUUAUAUCAGGAAGUAGUGGAGGCUCUACAUCAUUUCAAGAUUUUCAAGAGAGUGUAGAUGAUGCGUGGGAUUCGGGAGAUGAUGAGUUUUGCACAGUCUCAGAUGUAAAAAUAUCAAAACGAGUUAGCCAAUCUGCUGCUAUCAGUGUCAUUAAUAGUCAUAGGUCAGGAAAAACAUGCAUAGAUUCAGGGACAAAUGUAAAAUCUACGCAUCGCGUUCAAGAAAUUAUUCCGGAGGAAAAACGGGCGGAAGCUCUCCAAAGACUAGCCGUGCAACCGUUGCAUUUGCGAAAUGCUAAUUUGUCUAUACAUUCUCAAGUGAAUAACAGUCAACAUUCCACAGAAGAUGUGGGUGUAAAGUACGGUGUUUCCCCGCAACAUAAACCAACGCAAUUCCCAGGCAGGCCGCAACCGCUAAGACAAACAACCGCGCCUGCUAAAUUUUUUGUACCUUCUAAAGAACAAGAUGGGGAAAGUAAAGUAGAUAAAUUUCAGUCCCUUCUGGAAGCUUCUGUAUUAAACUUAGACGAACUGAGGCAGUUGUCGUGGUCGGGUGUGCCUGCAAGACUGCGUUCUGUUACAUGGAGGUUAUUGUCUGAGUAUUUACCAGCUAAUUUGGAGCGAAGGCAACACGUAUUAGAACGAAAACGAUUGGAUUAUUGGAAUUUAGUGAAACAGUAUUACGAUACUGAAAGAGAUGAAGGAUUCCAAGAUACAUAUCGUCAAAUACACAUUGACAUUCCAAGAAUGUCACCGCUUAUUUCGUUGUUUCAACAAACAACAGUGCAAUUCAUCUUUGAAAGAAUACUCUAUAUUUGGGCGAUUCGACAUCCCGCCUCUGGUUACGUUCAAGGAAUGAAUGAUCUAGUGACACCUUUCUUUCUCGUGUUCUUGCAAGAAGCAGUGCCUGUGUCAGCGUGGCAAGAUUUAGAAAAUUAUGAUGUUGCAUCAUUGCAAAAAGAACAACGAGAUAUUAUAGAAGCAGAUAGCUUUUGGUGUUUGUCCAAGUUUCUCGAUGGUAUUCAAGAUAAUUAUAUCUUUGCUCAAUUAGGCAUCCAGCACAAAGUAAAUCAGUUGAAGGAACUGAUACAAAGAAUUGAUGUACCUUUGCAUCAGCAUCUACACCAACAUGGCGUGGAUUAUUUACAGUUUUCUUUCCGAUGGAUGAAUAAUCUAUUAACAAGAGAAAUCCCUUUACAUUGUACCAUUCGUCUAUGGGACACUUAUUUAGCAGAAUCUGAUCGAUUUGCUUCGUUUCAACUUUAUGUAUGCGCCGCGUUUCUUCUUCGUUGGAGACGUCAUCUUUUAUUGCAGCCUGAUUUUCAAGGGCUAAUGUUAAUGCUACAAAACCUGCCUACUCAAAAUUGGACAGAUUCAGAAAUAGGAAUAUUAGUAGCAGAAGCAUACAAAUUAAAAUUCACAUUCGCAGAUGCUCCCAAUCACUUGCAAGCUCACGAUACCAGGUGACCACUUUGCAAUGUGUUUAGAUAACGAUAUGAGAAUUGCGGCCACGAACAUUGACACAAAUGAUUUUGUGCUAAAAUGAUACGCCUGUUUUUAUAGUCAUCGCUUAUAUUAUAUAAUAUAUCGAUGACUCUCAGGACCAGUUUAAAUUGUUUUCUAAUUGAUUCAAGUUAUUAAUUUUAAGUCGCUUUGUUCUGUAGUUCAAAAAGGAAGCUUUGUUUUCGUUAUGUUUUUCAAAGACUCAAAGUCUUUACAAAUUUUAUUACUAUAUUAUAUGAUAUAUUUUAUUAUUAUUAUUAUUAUUAUUAUUAUUAUUAUUAUUACCAUUACCAUUUCUAUCAUUAUUACUAAUAAUAUUGUAGCAAUUAUUUUUAGAGUUACUGGACGAUAAUCUAUGAACAAUAAGUUUGCUCGCCAUUUCUCAAUUUGUGAAAAAUAUAUUUAGAUGCAUCCUGAAAUACGAAGAUGUAAUGCGGAUUGACCGCCACUCAUGGUUCGUGUUACAUUUGUAUAAUAUAUUUAAAAUUAUUAUAUACAUCGGUAACAAAUAAGCGAAAGAUUUUAUAAACCAGUUGCAAUUAUAUGAUUGCUAUUUUACGUAGCGAUUACAAGUUUUCUUCUACUCGUAUAAAUUUUCAGUUUGUGCCCGAUUUCAUUUAAACAAGUUAGUAUAUGUAAUUUACAAUAUACAAAACACGUAAAAAGAGUAGCACAUGUAUUAUGAUAAUAUUUAUUUCCAUUUCUGUCAGUUUUUCUUACUUCAGAAUACCUUUAAAAAGAGAACAGGCUAUUGUUCGGAAUUUAGAAUCUCGUGUCAGGAGAUUUCGAAGCAAAUGUUUGCCAUGUUUAUGCAUUGCCAUAAUACAAAUAUUACAGAGAGAGCUUCUAUCUUUAAAUUAUCUGUACGUUAUUCUUAGUUAUCUAUAAACAUCUUACAAAAUAA
Bombus terrestris (buff-tailed bumblebee) is the source of this 2878-nucleotide messenger RNA. It is a transcript of the gene Tbc1d22, whose product is annotated as TBC1 domain family member 22B. Bases 295 to 1938 code for a protein of 547 amino acids. The transcript is spliced from 8 exons. NCBI's taxonomy places the organism in Eukaryota, Metazoa, Arthropoda, Insecta, Hymenoptera, Apidae. Gene Ontology annotation, biological process: activation of GTPase activity. Gene Ontology annotation, molecular function: GTPase activator activity. The record is from RefSeq and is a predicted model, not a curated record.